Orbicella faveolata is the source of this 5718-nucleotide messenger RNA. RefSeq lists its product as uncharacterized. Gene Ontology annotation, biological process: cilium assembly. Gene Ontology annotation, cellular component: axonemal microtubule; centriole. NCBI's taxonomy places the organism in Eukaryota, Metazoa, Cnidaria, Anthozoa, Scleractinia, Merulinidae. The record is from RefSeq and is a predicted model, not a curated record.
CAUCAGUUCCUUUGAUGAACUACGAUUCGAGUGAUCUUGGAUCACCGAUCCUGAUCCAUCCUUACGAUUUCCCGUAAGGCAAGAGCUUCGACCGAGUCUUCUCGCGAUCACCACUGAAGCUUGGCUGCAUAGUUAUUGACACACUUUGAAAACAUGGCGGUAGAAUAUGUACACAGCUGAAUCUUCCUUUUAUAUAAUUUUAUAGUGCUGAAUAAGUAUACUCUCUUACCGACAACAGGAGUAAAAAACAUAGUAUAUGAAAAUAAUUAUGUCAGAUCGCUGGGGUAGCCUACGAGAUCGGUUCAAGACAAAGAAUAUCGAUUUAGAUGCCGAAUUUGAAAAAUUCCUAAAUGAGUCCAUGUCAGAUGAGUCUUCCAUAGGCUCUCCUCGUGUGAAGGCUCCUGAUUUAAAAGCAAAACCUAGAGAUGCCCAGUUGCCAUGGUGGGCAGAGGAAGAUGAUGAGGAUGAUAACAAGAAAAGAGAAGCUGCUCGACAGAGCUGGAUAAAACCAAAGACUUCCAAACCAGAAGUAAACGAGUCACAACCAGAUGUUGUUGAUCAUGCUUCCACUCCAGCAGUUGCCACACCACAUAUACAUCCUGAUAAAGGUCCUAUGACUGCCCUGUCCACUGGAAGUUACGUUGAUAGCUCAGCUUUGUCGAUCAGUAGGGACAGCCUUGAGGAAGGUCUAGCAAAGUCCACAGAAAGGACAAAACCACCACCUGAAGAAAUACUAAAAAGGCUUGGAUCAGAAGACUUUGAAGACACUUUCUCCUACAGUGGUGAACCAACAGGAACAUCUGUCAGUCCUGUCUCACCGGUUCCUCAAUCAUUCACUGCCAAACCUACUGACAAGGGACUGGAUACUAUGAAUGAGCUAGCAGACAAGGAAAAGUUCUUUCAUGAUGUCGAGGGUGGAGCAUCACCUGUUGAUUACAACAAAAAACUUGGUGAAAUGUCAACUUCCUAUUCUGUUACUGGGAAUACACAAAAUAGGUGGGAUGAUGCGAGAUUUCAAGCCACUGGAGCUGAACUGGGGGAUUCAAUAUUCAACAUGACAGGGGCCUCAGGUAAAAUAAACAAUGCUGUCGAAGAAGUGGUCAAAGGGCAGGAGAAGGGAGAAUACGAAGGAGAAGAUGAAGGAGAAGAAGGAGAAAAAGGUGGAGAAGAAUACAGUGACAAUUUUGAGGAUGCCCAGAGCCCCAAAGAGCUUGACACUGAAGAAACUGAAGAACCACAGAGACCCUCAGCUCCGGAACCCACUGAAGUAACCAAACCAAGUAUGCUGUCAAAAGUUUCUUUGAUGGAGUCUUUGGAUUCUACUCUGGAAAGCAAGAGACCUGCUGCAGCUCUUAAUCUUCUAUCACAACACAGAAAACCACAAGUUGCUAUCUCUAGUGAAGUAUCUAGUAAAGAAACGCACGCAAGUCCCAAGUCUGAUGAAAGACAAACGUCCAUGUUGAGACCAGGACGUGAUUAUGAGGCGAGUGGAAGCACAAGAGAUAUUCAUGAACUGCAGGCUGCACUUCAAGCUGCUCAACUCACUGCUACUGAUACAGGACCUAAAUACUCAGGUAAUUUCGAGCUUCCUCCAGCUGUUGCAGUGAUUCAAGGUGUGGAUCAGUCAAGGACUGGGCAGAUUGUGAUCGAGAAAAACGACCAAGGUGAAACACGUGCGCGGGGAUUCGAUCUUCAGCCGGUUAUUGUGACGGAUGAUUGGAGUGCUGCUGAUGACAGUGUUAACAUGGAAACCAAGCAAGGAAAGCUCAGCUCCUUUGUUUCGGCUGAGAACGACGAAAGAGGGUUUGGUUUGAAGCCCGUAGGAUCAUUGCCUGUUGACUUGAGUGUUGAUUCAUCUGUCGAUGAGACGGACAGGAGACUUGCCUUAAGUAGGUUGGAGUCGCGAGGAAUUGACUUGACUCCUUCUGUUGCUACACAUAAAGAGGGACGAGGUUUUGAUUUACAACCAGCAGACGAUGCUGCUGGCUUCACUCUGCAGCCAGCAGCAGAGGCAAGAGGCUUGGAUCUGAAGCCUGCUGUCGCUUCCUCGUCGGGUUUCAUGGAGGGGCGCGGAUUUGACCUGCAGCCAGCUGAGGAGAGGCAUGGGUUUAGCUUGCAGCCUGUCGCUAACUUGCUACAAGCUGACCAAGAGGGAGCAGAGGCGGAGGACGACGAUGACGAUGACACGCCUCCCCCGGAAAGUUUGCAGAGUAUUAAGAGUAUAGCACGCGCUAGGAAGAGUGCAGGAGGGGAGAGUGUCAAGAAAGGUACUGAGGCGAGUGUCACGACUAAGAAAACAUCGAAAAGUAGCAAAGAAAAACCCGUCAAGAAAACCACGGCAAAACCACAGCAAAAGAAGGAAAAGGGAAAGGUCUCCAGCAGUCCUGUAGACAGAAGUAAUCUGUUCAAGCCUUCUCCUUCAUCUGGCCCGUCCUGGUCACCAACUCCCACCAUGAGAGGAAGUAAAACAAAGACUAAGAAAUCCUUAGGUGCUAGUAAAAAACUUCAUCUUGAAAGCCCUGCGCUUCCAAAAACGGCCGACUCGAGUCCUUCGGCUAAGCAACUUGCCGCGUCUGUAGAAUCAUUCGCAAAUUACCUAAAACACAUUGUCCGCCCUGAUAAUGAAGAAAUCGAACCACCGCCGGCGAGAUGGUCCGACGAUGAGCCCGCAAGAUCGGUUUCCCGAACAUCCUUCCGAAGACCCUCCGACGAGCACCGACUUUCACGCGAACGAGCUUUGCAAGCCGAGAUAGAGAAUUGGCAGCUUGCUUGGAAGGACGAGAAAAAACGAAACGACAAGUUGAUUGCCGAUAUGGCGUCCCGUGAGAAGGAAUGGUCCAGGCGAGAGGAGAAGUGUCGUCUUGAUUAUGAAAGUGAAAUCCACGAGCUUAAACAAGAACUGUUUGUUGUGCAGGCCAGACUCAACGAGACGGAGAAAGAAGCUGACACGAGAAAACGAGUAGCGGCAGGAGGGAGCCUUGAGGGUGCAUCUGCAGAGGAAGUGAAGAGAAUGGAGAAAGAAGUUCGCGAGCAGGAGCAACUGUUAGCAGGAUAUCAACAAGAAAAUGAACGGCUUUAUAAAGAACUCAAACAAAUGCAAGCCAAGGAAAAGGCUAACGAGGCUAGAAUGUUUAGUGAGAACCAAAAACUGGCAUCUGAACUCGCAAACCUGAAGGAAAAGAUCGAGCGACGAGAAAGCGGGGGGCUNAGUUUUAUUAAACAACUGAUUGUUUUCUGUUUUGCUUUGCCUUUCACCAGAACGAGAUUUAAUUGUAAAUUCUGCCAAUUCUUUGACAACAUAGUUUUUUUUUUCUUCUUGGUAGCAUCUGAACUCGCAAACCUGAAGGAAAAGAUCGAGCGACGAGAAAGCGGGGGGCUUGGGCCAGACUUGCCGGCUCCAGGCUCCGCCACACUAGGCGCGGAUAAAAUCUCUCAGCUGACAGCAGAGAUGAGGUCAUUACGGAGAAGAGUGACUGAGGUACAGGACGAAGCUGAUGAGCUGAGACGAGCAAAGCAAGAGCUGGAAACACGCAUCAGAGGAGUAGAGAAUGAGAGAGAUGUUGCAGUGAAGCAAAGCAGUCAAGUCUUAGGCUCAAACACCAGAGAAAUCACAGAACUUGAAAGUCGACAUGCAGCGGAGGUCGAGCGCUUGCGCACUAAGCUCAAAUGGUAUGCCGAGACCCAGGCCCUGCUUGACCGUGAUGCUCUGACGCUCAAGAAGAAAGAGGAAGAGAUUCAUGAGCUUAAAGAAACAGUUGCUCGGUUACAGGCUCAACACGGUCAGACAGUGGCCGAGAAGAAACAGAGGGGAGUGGAGAGAGCGACAGAUGCUAAGAGGAUACAGGACCUUGAACGACAGGUUCGUGAAAUGGAAGAGAUUAUUAAACGUCGGUACCCAAACUCCCUGCCUGCUCUCAUUUACGCGGCUGCCUCGGCACCAGGCCAGGCGCAGGCUGUAGCGACCGAGUCACCUCGCAAACAAUCUCCGACUUACGCAUUCCUCGAGAACCGAGUGAAAAAACUAGAGACAGAGCUCGAGGAGAAAGACGAGGAAGCCAGCAGGAGAAUACGUUGCGUAGAACAGAAAUACAAUUCUCUGAGGCUCGAUUACGAGGACAGGAUUAAAGAGUUGCAAAGGGAUUUACAAAGCGUGAAUGAGCGACACGAGAAAGCGGCUCGUUCAAACACGCGAGCUCAAAUUUUCGAGGAGGAACUGCAAAGAACCCGUGAAACGAAUGAUCAGAGAGUUAAACAGCUCCAGACUGAAAUUGAAGUUCUUCAGGAAGCUUUAUCCAAAGCAACAGCAAUAGACUCUUCUGGUGGAAAGACCAGUCGAAGAAAGCGACUUGAACUUGAAAAAGAAAAAAGUGACGAUUCAACUAACGCGAUUCAACUUCUUCAAGAUCAACUUGAAAAGAAGGAAUCUGAGUUGGAGACUAUGAGGCAGACGUGCAAUCGAUUGCAGCGCGAGAGAGAACAGAUGCUUGCUCACGAGGGUAAGCGAGUGGAACAGCACGCGAGCACCAAACCAGACCCACAAGUGGAAGAAUUAACAGAAGAAAAUAAGCGCCUUAAAGAGCGGGUCUCGCAGAUGUCGCUCGAUAUGGAUCAACAACGGGUUCGGUUUCAGGCCUCCCUAGCAGAGACCGAGCGAAGCGCCCGGCUCUCUCGCGAGGAGGCAGCUGACCAGUUAGCAAGUUUGCAAGCUCAGCACAAACGUGAAGUGGAUCAGUUGAAGGCCGGAUUUGCUGCUGAUCAUGGAUCUUCUAAAGUAGCGGAGCUUAAGAGUCAACUAGCGGGUCAGGAGAUUGUUAUUCAGAGACUUAAGGCCAAGAUGGCUGACGCUACUGUUAAUGCAGAAACCAUCGCGGCAACCAGGGUUCGUGAGGAAUCUCUCCAACAACAGGUUAACCAGCUUCAAGCAGAUCUGAGGCGCGCGAAACAGAUGUUCACUCCAGAAAUGAACCACUUCGACUCAUUGGAGACUAAAAUAAGUGCUCUUGAACAAAGACACUCUCAAAGAGAAGUAGACUUACAAAGGAUUAUAGAGAAAACGCACCUUACAGCAAAAAUUGAGAAAGAGGAAACGGAGGCAAGAUGGCGGCAAGUCGUUCAACAGAAGAAUCGAGAGAUCGAUAAAUUUCGGUGUGAACUGGACGCAAUUCUUGAAGUUCUAAGUGAACUGAAGCGUCAGGGUGUGGUCAUACCCUUUACCAGUGGAGAGGAAUUUGCUCCGUGAGAUAGCCCACUUAAAUUUCUCGACCGUGUGAUCCCCGGAGUAAAAUCACAAGUCAACUCCAACCUUGUCCCCAGGGCCUUCUCCUCGACGAUUUUCAAAAUGGCGGGACUAGAUUGAAGUCAACUGAUGUGUUCUAGUGCGUGAUGAGCGGUACUUCCGUGCUGUAUUACCAAUGGCGAGGAACAAAGUACUUCUAUCUUCUAAUAGGCCAUAUUCGUAUUCUCGAUAUUGACUGGAACCAGCUUGUAAUGGAGGCUGCAGGGGAAUAUCAUUAAAAAGAGAUUUAAAAUGUCAUUUACGGGAGAAAAAAUUCCCCGCAUUAGCCUCAGUUGCAAGUUAGUUCCAGUCCUAUACCGAGAAUAUGAAUGUGGUCUAUUCCCCGGAUGAAAGCCAAUGGGCCACUUCUGAGUUGCCUUUUGCUUCUAUGUCAAAUCGAGUGCGAAACCAUUCACAUGGAAAUAUGUUCCGCCUACAUGUUC